This is a messenger RNA of Guyanagaster necrorhizus, 597 nucleotides long. RefSeq lists its product as uncharacterized. The record is from RefSeq and is a predicted model, not a curated record. NCBI's taxonomy places the organism in Eukaryota, Fungi, Basidiomycota, Agaricomycetes, Agaricales, Physalacriaceae. The coding region runs from base 1 to 597 and encodes 198 amino acids. The transcript has 5 exons.
AUGCAUUGCGCUAGCUCGCCAGUACAACAGGCCCAGGACGGACCCAGCCAAGCGCUUGCUGGAGCGCCUGCGCCGCCAACGUUGGGGAUACCUCGUGAAAACUUCCGUGACAUACAGGUCAAGGUCCACAUUCGAAGGCCUGAGCGAGAUUCUUGGGUGUAUCUAGGACGAGGUAUUGUGUCGCAAGAGGUGGUCGGGCAUUCAUUUAAGAUAGUCGUUCGAAACCUCUCCUCGAACAAGGUCAUUACCUCAUUUGGCGAGGGCACCGACCUUCAGGCAGAAAGGAGAGGUAACUUUGUAGUCAUUGGUUGCGUUGAGGGUGUGCGUGUCGUUUCUUGGUCCUUGAACGCUCUGAAUAACUCGGAUACGCUUCGAUUGAUUGCGAGCAUCGAGCUUGCUUGCUACAAGAGCAAGCAGGCUCUGACCGAUCCUCGACUACACUCCAAGACCCGCCGCCGAAUAGAGCGUGUUAUCAAGGACGACAGGCGCAAGCGUCAUCGUAGGCGGAAAGACCAAGAAGCGCUCGUUGACGCUUUUGCGAAACAGAACCUUAGCAACGAGCCUAUGAGCAUGAAUUCUGAUGACGCUCAACUAUAG